AUGUCUAUUUUUUCUAUCACAGUGACCCAACUUGGAUCUUUAUUCGUGCUACUCGUCUCUCUCAAGGUACUCUGGGAGUACUUCUUCUCACCAUUGAAAGAAUUCCCUGGCCCAUUUGCCGCCAAAGUUACAGAUGCUUGGAGGGCAUCCUUGACAGCCUCUGGUAAUAUUGACACUAUCACCCGAGGGUGGCACAGAAAAUGGGGCCAGGCGGUUCGCAUUGGACCAAACACAAUUAGUUUGAGUGACACAAACCUGAUCAAAUUGGUGUAUGCCAGCACAAGUAAAGCUGCGUGGAAAAAGAGUAAAAUGUACCGAGUCAAUGACGUGGUUGUCAAUGGUCACAGAAUUUCGAACAUCUUCAAUACGCAAGACGAGGCCUUUCACAGCAAGUACACCAAGCCAAUUGGGGGCUUUUGGACCCUAUCCAGAAUUUUGGAACUUGAACCAUUGAUGGACGAAACCAUCCACAAAUUCGUCAGCAGACUUGGAAACAAGUUUGCCGAUAAUCCAAAAAUGGUCUGCAUGAUGGAUGAUUGGUUAACAUACUUCGCAUGGGAUUUUGCAGCCAACGCUACCUUUGGAAGACAUUAUGGCUUCAUCGAUGAAGAAAAAGACGUCCAAGGUAUGAUCAAGGAAUCCACAGGUGGCCUCUGCUAUUUCGCACCCGUGUCACAAAUGCCCUGGCUCGACAACUGGCUCGACAAGAAUCCCAUCUACCGACUCGGCCCGAAACCCUUGGUUAAUGGAUUUCUAUACACGGUCAAAAUUCUGGCUGACUACCAGAAGGGACUUGUCGAAGGUACCAUCGCACGUACUGAGGUCAAGACUUUCAUAGAAAAGUACAACGGCCUUAAAGACGUCUAUCCAGAUAUCGCAGAUAACAACCAGGUAGUCAAUUGGCUCAUGCUGAAUGUGUUGGCAGGUGGGGAUUCAACAGCCGGGGCUCUGCGACCUGUCGUUUACUAUCUUGCUAAAUAUCCAGAGUCGCAGAGGAGGUUACAGGCCGAACUCUCCGAGGCAAAUCUCUCCCUCCCUGCGCCAUGGAAGGAGGUCAACAAGCUGCCAUAUCUAGACGCAGUCAUACGGGAGGCGUCACGCAUGAGUCCGGCUGUAGGCUUGAUGUUCGAACGAGAAGCACCAUCUACGGGAUUCCAACUUCCGGACGGUCGCUUUAUCCCUGGUGGCACAGUCGUAGGUAUAAAUCCCGCUGUCGUGACAAGGGAUACGGACAUCUUCGGCGCAGAAAUUGAUGAUUUCGUCCCGGAGCGCUGGCUAAAGAAGCCCGAUGAGGACGCUGGGCGCUUUGUCCAUCGGCGUCGACGCAUGGAGGAAACUACUGACUUCAUGUUCGGGGCCGGCAGCAGAGUCUGUAUGGGGAAGCAUUUUGCCAAGGCGGAAAUGUACAAGCUUAUGGCCACGUUGUACAGCAUGUUUUAUAUCCAAUUUUCCGACCCCAAGGGUGAGUGGAAAUGCUUCAACGCGUGGUUUAUGUACCAGAGCAAUAUGCCAAUGGUGAUUACGAGGCUGGGAGAGGACUGA
Molecule: messenger RNA, 1542 nt
Organism: Pochonia chlamydosporia 170
Lineage: Eukaryota; Fungi; Ascomycota; Sordariomycetes; Hypocreales; Clavicipitaceae
Product: benzoate 4-monooxygenase cytochrome P450
Exons: 5
Coding region: 1-1542 (513 amino acids)
Molecular function (GO): oxidoreductase activity, acting on paired donors, with incorporation or reduction of molecular oxygen; iron ion binding; heme binding
Source: RefSeq, a predicted model, not a curated record